UCAAAAACAUGAAUGACAACAAAUCGAAAUCUAAUAGGUUGUUUUGAUGUAGGUUAGAAAAUUAAUAACUGAUUUGAUUGCUAGAUUUUAAUUUAGUGACAUUAUUUGAACAUGUUAUUUUUAUUACUUCAGUGAUUGGUAGAAAAAGUUAGUAAGUAAGACAACAACUGGAAAAUCACAAACCGGUUUUUUAAUAGGUUCAUGCUAGAAGCAAAAUACAAACAUUUGUAGAUUAAUUUAUAACACAGAAAAUGUCGAAUACAAUUGUACAGUAUAUUCUGCUUCGUACUGAUUUGCUGAAGGAGCUGGGAUGGUCGAUAGGUUCCGUAGUGGCCCAGGCUUGUCACGCAUCGACAGCUGUGCUUCAUCUCUACAAAGAUGACGAAACAACUAUACAGUAUCUGAAUGAUAUGGAUAAUAUGCACAAAGUGGUGCUAGAGGUGCCCAAUGAAGAAGCAUUGAAAAAGGUGACAGAAAAGUUAAAAGAAAACUCAAUAGCACACAAACUAUGGAAAGAACAGCCAGAAAAUAUUCCCACUUGCUUAGCUCUCAAGCCUUAUCCUAAGGAUGAAGUUAAGAAAUUUGUAGGAAAAUAUAAACUAAUGAAGCUUCAACUUAAUGCGUAAAACAAUUUAAAUUAUGUUACAGAUUGUAAAUAAAAUAUAAUUUAAAAUCACUAUAA
Molecule: messenger RNA, 682 nt
Organism: Helicoverpa zea (corn earworm)
Lineage: Eukaryota; Metazoa; Arthropoda; Insecta; Lepidoptera; Noctuidae
Product: putative peptidyl-tRNA hydrolase PTRHD1
Exons: 2
Coding region: 252-626 (124 amino acids)
Molecular function (GO): peptidyl-tRNA hydrolase activity
Source: RefSeq, a predicted model, not a curated record